This is a messenger RNA of Rubroshorea leprosula, 565 nucleotides long. The record is from the annotation of a GenBank genome assembly. Lineage: Eukaryota; Viridiplantae; Streptophyta; Magnoliopsida; Malvales; Dipterocarpaceae.
AACCAACACUAGUACUGAAAUACUUUUACGUUAUAGGAAGAGAGAAAGAAUGAGUGUUUGGGCUCUAGUUUUGUUCGCCUUGGCAUCCGCAGUUGGGGCCUUGGCUGAUAUUACUCCACUCAUCAGCCGAGGCCUCUUCAAUGAGAUGCUCAAGCAUCGCAACGAUGCUGCCUGCCCUACCAAGGGGUUCUACACCUAUGAUGCUUUCAUUGCUGCAGCCAACUCUUUUGGCGCUUUUGGUACCACCAGUGACAUUGACACUCAGAAAAGAGAGAUCGCCGCCUUCUUAGAUCAAACUUCUCAUGAAACUACAGGUGGGUGGGCUACCGCUCCAGAUGUUCCAGAUGCAUGGGGCUAUUGCUGGGAGCAAGGUAAACCUGGAGAUUAUUGUGUUCCAAAUCAACAAUGACCUUGUGUUCCCGGUAAGAAGUAAUAUGGCCGAGGUCCCAUCCAGAUUUCAGAGUAAGUAUUAACUAAUUACACUCCUUGUGACUUUGUCCCACAAUUUUUAAAUUUUUUUCCUAUUUACUUUCUUUAUUUUGGCAAAGAAAGAACUGUAUUUAUU